AUGGUCUCAGGUGGUGCAGAUCCCUCCAUUCAUCUGUGGGAUUUAGAGACCAGAGGCUCCCAGUUGAACCAGCUUCAUCGACCGAUCGCGUCCGUCAACAAAGCAUCGCAUGAGGAAGCCCACACCCAUGCCAUCACUUCCCUCUCGAUCUAUCCGUUCGAUCCCGUUCCGUCGACUAUAUUGACAACCUCGCACGAUGGGACCCUCAAACUCUCGGCCUUGGAAUCCACAACUGUCACCCCAGUGCACACAUUCAAGCUCGAUUGUACUCCCUACACGCAUGCCAUGUCUUCGCAUGCCGCGUCGCCCCUUCUCAUCGCCGUCGGUACCUCUGAGAAACCUGUCCGAUUGCUUGAUCUCCGCUCCGGUCUAUCUACGCAUGGUCUCCCGGGGCAUACCUCCUCGGUUCUUUCCGUUUCAUGGGCUCCUCACCAACCGCACAUCCUGGCGUCGGCAUCAGCCGAUAACCGAGUGAUUCUCUUCGACAUCCGGCGCGGCGGACACAAUUCUGCAAUCUCGGCACUGGACAUGGACGACGCUGUCGGAUUAGUUCCACCACACCUCGCACCGACAGGCUACGAAAGUCGCCCACCAUACUCUCCACAUGCACGAGCCCACAACGGCGCCGUAACCGGCGUACGGUGGACCUCCAAUGGCACGCACCUAGUGACAGCGGGACAGGACGCGCGCAUUCGCGUCUGGGACGCAUCGACUGGAGCCAAUACCCUUGUUCACUUCGGGCCCAGGUUGCGGAAUAGCGUUUCGUCUCAUCUCGCGGAACGCGCACCACUGGUGCUCCCGCGGGGUGUAAUGGACUCAGGCCACGAGACGCUUCUAUGGGCGAACUUCAACGAGAAAGACGACCGCGGAGAGAUCUUCAUGUUCGAACUUCGAGACGGGUCAUUCGUCAAGCGCCUCCGAAUCCCGGGCCUUCUGGCCGGAUCGCAGCAUCAGUUUCGAGGCCGGUCCAGCGCACUGAGCGCGGCGCGUAUCAACGCCCUGGCAUGGCGCGGCAACGGAGCCUCUGGCGAGGGCGUGGAGAUGUUCUCUGCGCAUGGCGACGGGACAAUCCGGACUUGGAUAUCUAGAGACCCUGACGGAGAGCCCGAUGAGGCCGAAGAAGCUGAGCAAGCGGAUAGAAAGCGAAAACGGGAUGUUCUCGAAGAAAUAUACCAGGGGUUUCUAGCGCAAUGA
Aspergillus tanneri is the source of this 1194-nucleotide messenger RNA. Its product is annotated as WD repeat protein. The record is from RefSeq and is a predicted model, not a curated record. Gene Ontology annotation, biological process: protein polyubiquitination; proteasome-mediated ubiquitin-dependent protein catabolic process; transcription-coupled nucleotide-excision repair. Gene Ontology annotation, molecular function: protein binding. The coding region runs from base 1 to 1194 and encodes 397 amino acids. The transcript has a single exon. Lineage: Eukaryota; Fungi; Ascomycota; Eurotiomycetes; Eurotiales; Aspergillaceae. Gene Ontology annotation, cellular component: nucleotide-excision repair complex; Cul4A-RING E3 ubiquitin ligase complex.